Cladocopium goreaui is the source of this 1074-nucleotide messenger RNA. The record is from the annotation of a GenBank genome assembly. Lineage: Eukaryota; Dinophyceae; Suessiales; Symbiodiniaceae.
AUGGCGUCCUCUCCCGGUGUCGCCGGGUAUCCGGGGUCUCGGCGCUCCAGCAAAAGCAUUGGGAGUGUUGCCUCCAGUGGAGAGAAGGGCCGACUUUCAAAGCUCAAGACAUGUGUCUGUGCGGCGAGCGCGCAGCUUGGCCGAGAGAAGUCGCGCUUGUUGAAACUGGAGCAAAAGUAUGUGCAACGCGCCAAUCGCGUGCUCGAGAGAGAAGAAGUAGUAGAUGACCUUGAUUCUGAGGCAAUGCGCAAAGAGGAAGAACUGGUCGAGCGCCGGGAGCAUUUCAUGCUACAAGAGCUGCACGUGUCCCAAGAACUGGAGGCCUUGCAGCAAAGCACUCGCGAAGCGCAGCAGCUCCAGGCAGUUCUGGCGGAGCGGCAUCAUGAGGUCCUGCGGCAGGAGCGACAGCAGAUGCGGCAGCAGUUGCGCUUGAGCAAGCGCAUGGAACGAGUUGAUGAUACCUCCAGGCACAUCUGUGAGGAACGGCAACGGUGGCAGGACCGUGGCGAGGCCGUGGAGCAGACCGAGCUGCGAUUGCUGGAAGCCGAGACGGAGGCCCUGCGCGGCAAGUUGCCGCUGCGCUGCGAGGCCUUGGAGGAAGCCCGGCGCAACGGAGAGGAGCUGCGGGAAGAGGUUGCAUCGUGGCAAGCAAAGUUGGAACCAAUUCGCCGGGAGCUGCAGAUGAAGGAGGCGGAUCUCGACGAGCGGUGUACCUCUGUGGCACGGCGCAAGGAGGAGUUGGAACUGCGCGAGCAGCGCCUCGCCCAGCGGCGUGUGGAGCUCGAAGAGGCUGCGGAGCGGGCGCCCUUGGCGGCACGGCAGCGAAAGGCUGAGUUGCAGAACCAGCUGGAGGAGUUGUGCGAGGAGGUCGAUCAACGGCAGCAGAUGCUCCAGGACAUCCGUUGCAAGAAGACUGAGAGGAUCAGUACGCUACGAGACGACCUGGCAGCUGCGGAACUGUCGGAGUCCGCGUGGCGCGAGCGCUGCACGUCUCUGGAAACGAGAAAGAAGCAGCUGCUCGAGCAGAUACAACUAGAGGAAAGCCAAGUUCAGGAAAAGGAGAGCGGCCAGUGA